CAUUUACGUCGGUUCCGGGAGACGCGUUGGCAGUUUCCUAAACACCGCUCGGUCGCUACACUGUCAGCUGACGGCGGGGCGGGCGAGAGGAGCGAGUGCUGGGUGCUAACGGCGGCGGAACGGUCGAGCUGCCGAGACGGACGAGUCGACGCCGGUCUGACAUGAGCAGGUUGCCCUGACAUGGACACAGAGAUGAUUCCUAAAUUUUCGUCAAAAGAUGAGGAAGUUGAUUACUGGAAGUCCCAAGCCCUUAAAUAUAAGAAAAGUUGCCACGAUGCGCAGGAGGAGCUGCAGGAGUUUCAGGAGGGGAGCCGUGAACUGGAGGCCGAGUUGGAGGCGCAGCUCGCGCAGGCCGAACACCGCCUACGAGACCUGCAGACUGAAAACGAGCGACUGAAGAACGACGUGGCGAACCUCAAGGAUAAGCUGGAGCAGCAGUAUGCCCAGAGUUAUAAACAGAUCUCCAUGCUGGAGGACGAUCUGAGCCAGACCCGCAGCAUCAAAGAGCAGCUCCACAAAUAUGUGCGGGAGCUCGAGCAGGCCAACGAUGACCUGGAAAGAGCCAAGCGGGCCACAAUAGUGUCUCUUGAGGACUUUGAGGGCCGUUUAAAUCAAGCGAUUGAGAGAAACGCCUUCCUGGAGAGUGAGCUGGAUGAGAAGGAGUCUCUCCUGGUGUCGGUGCAGCGGCUGAAGGAUGAAGCGCGAGACCUGAGGCAGGAGCUGGCCGUUCGAGAGCGAACUACAGACAGGAUGUCAGCACCCAGCUCGCCCACCUUGGACAUCGACAAGAUUGAUUCUGCAGUCCAAGCGUCCUUAUCUCUCCCUGCUACGCCAGUAGGAAAGAGCAUAGAGCUCCCCUUCAUCAGCCCAAAAGCUUUGACCAAUGGCUGUGGCAGCUCCUCCCUCACUCCUUCUGCUAGAAUCUCAGCUCUUAACAUUGUUGGUGAUCUGCUGAGGAAAGUUGGGGCCCUGGAAUCCAAACUCGCCGCCUGCAGAAACUUUGCCAAAGACCAAGCAGCAAGAAAAAACUACACCACUGACAACAUCUCGCUGAUCAACAGCAACGCCACCAAGUUCUCUCACUCGCUACACACCACCUACUUUGACAAAGCGACUGUUAAUGGAUUGGACCCCAGCCCCUUGACCUCCGUGGCCUCCUCCAGAGCUGUGUCUCCACCAGGCAUGCUGCCUCUGAGCGUAUGAAGGGUCCCUGCUGAGACAGAGCCACCGAAUACAACGUGGGAACAGAGAGAACACUUGAAUGACAGUUGCUGCGUGCGUGCGUGCGUGCGUGCGUGCGUGCGUGCGUGCGUGCGUGCGUGCGUGUGCGUGCGUGUGCGUGCGUGUGCGUGCGUGUGCGUGUGUGUGUGUGUGUGUGUGUGUUUGUGUUUUUGCCUGUAUUGGGAUUGUGCAUUUUUAACACUUGGCUCGACCGCAGCGUUAAAUAACUUCCUCUUUGCAUCUGUAAGUACAACUGGGAGUAAAUGCCUAUGUCUCCACCUCAAAUGUGCAUGUGCCUGAAACUGAACUGGGCUCUUAUGAAUGUCAGCGCAACGCGUUGCUCUCUAGACGUCAAGUCCGAGGCAGCACAGUUCUGUUCUCAGUUCCAAGGUUCAUCUGAAAACUGUAUUUGGGGACAAAGGGUCCUCUGCAGGCUGCAGCUUUUUCUCCCUGCAUACUCAUACUCGCACAGUUGAACUGAAUUUUAGUUCAGAAUGUAUUAUAUUUAAAGGGAUAUGUUCAUAUGAUCUAAUUUAUCUCAGUAUACUUUAAAAUGCAAUAUUUUUAUUUGCAGUUUUUUUGCAUGUAUGCAUAUGUAACGUGGGGUUGGGGAGGGAGAGUCAGACCCCAUGUUGAUGACUGAAUGUUUGUUUGUUUGUUUGUUUGUUCCUCCUGUUACGAGCUACUUGCUCUAUUUAAUCUGGAAGAACUUUCCUUGUCAGGUGAUGGAAACGUCAGCUGGUUCUGUCCUGAGUUCAACCCGCGCCUAAACAAACUGCUCCCCAGAGAUUUACAGCAGUCCGUUGUCGUCCUCAGUGGACACUGCUGACAUUAGAGGGAGGUUUUGCCUUUUUUUACUUUUAAUGUAUAGAUUUUUAAUACAGAAUAUUGUUACCUCGUUCUGAUUGUGGCUCCUUAUUACAAGCAGGUGAAUUUGACUUAAUUUGCACAAAGCAAAACAAAAUGUGACCCCAGGAACUUUGACUGAUGUAGCUGACCUGUUAUUGCAUAAAGCUAGUGUUAAUUUGACCUGACCCUUGAAUUUUCAUGAUGAUGGAUAUUUGGCAAUGAUUUUUCUUUACAUCCCAGAAUUCAGUCUAAAUUAAUUUUGCCCACAUUUGUCCUGGCCAUACAUCAGUGUCACAUCUCGAAGCAUAAUUUGAAGCCUUUAGUAUUAUGUUAUUUAAUAUUAAGUUCUCAUUUUGGGUACUCUGAACCUGUUACUGAAGUGAGUUCUACAGUGUAAAAAGCUUGCAGGAAGGUGAUUUUGCCUACCAUGGUUGUACAUACUGACAUCUUGCAUUAAGGUCCUAUUUAUUUCAGACUGUGUAUGGCAUGUGUUCGGUUUUACUGCUGUACAAUGGUUCAAGUCGUUAUUAUUGUUAAAAUUGUUUAAGUAAAUAAAGAUUGAGAUGAUAAAUGCUG
Betta splendens (Siamese fighting fish) is the source of this 2646-nucleotide messenger RNA. It is a transcript of the gene ndel1b, whose product is annotated as nudE neurodevelopment protein 1-like 1b. Gene Ontology annotation, biological process: regulation of neuron projection development; establishment of mitotic spindle orientation; mitotic centrosome separation. The record is from RefSeq and is a predicted model, not a curated record. Bases 181 to 1203 code for a protein of 340 amino acids. NCBI's taxonomy places the organism in Eukaryota, Metazoa, Chordata, Actinopteri, Anabantiformes, Osphronemidae. The transcript is spliced from 9 exons. Gene Ontology annotation, molecular function: microtubule binding. Gene Ontology annotation, cellular component: centrosome; kinetochore; kinesin complex.